Pomacea canaliculata is the source of this 2809-nucleotide messenger RNA. Its product is annotated as chromosome-associated kinesin KIF4A-like. Gene Ontology annotation, biological process: microtubule-based movement. The record is from RefSeq and is a predicted model, not a curated record. The transcript is spliced from 24 exons. NCBI's taxonomy places the organism in Eukaryota, Metazoa, Mollusca, Gastropoda, Architaenioglossa, Ampullariidae. Gene Ontology annotation, molecular function: microtubule motor activity; ATP binding; microtubule binding. Bases 138 to 2255 code for a protein of 705 amino acids.
GUUUAUCUUGGAAAAAUAGUUAUACUUUCUAUUAAAUAUUUAUAUAAAUAAUACCUACGCCCAACUGUGCGUAGCGUCUUCCAUAAGAAGCCAUUUUAAUAGAUCGUCGUGCACGAUCGAUCCACUGGUCAGGAGAAAUGCCUUCGGAAAAUAUAAAAAUUAAGGUUGUCGGGCGAUGCCGACCUCUGACACCAGAAGAAAUAGCAAAAGGAAGCAAAUCAGUGGUCAACAUACAGGGAAAAGAUAAAAUUAUCAUUAAUGCGGCAGGCAAGGAACAGUCAUACUCUUUGGACAGUGCAUUUGGAGCUGAUUCCAAAAAUGCAGAUAUUUAUGAAAGCAAGUGUGAUGCUUUGCUCCACAGAGCUUUAGAAGGGUACAACAUCACAAUCAUGGCUUUUGGUGCAACAGGCAGUGGUAAAAGUUACCUGAUGUCAGGAAAUGAGGAAGAUCCUGGCAUUGUUCCACUGCUGAGUCAGAAGUUGUUCCAGAAUUUGAAGCAAAGGACUGGCAAGGAGUAUAUGGUCACUGCUUCUUUUCUGGAGAUAAUGGAUGAGAAGAUGCUUGAUCUCCUCAAUCCACACAACAAUCCCAUGACUCUGAGGCAGCACAUUAUUAAAGGAAUCUUUGUUGACGGAUUGUCUGAGAUGGUAGUGCAGUCUGCAGAAGAUCUGGCUCAGUUGUAUGACCAGGGACUUCAUGCCAGAUGCAUUGGUGCAGCUGAUGUGAAGGCUCACAGAGAAAGGGCACAUGCCAUAUUUACCAUAACAGUUGAGCAGAAGGAGCAUCAGUCCAGCAAAAUAGGGGUCCGCUCUACUAUCACUCUUGUGGAGCUGGCCGGUUGUGAAAUCUCAGAAAGCGCUAAUCACACAGUUGUGGCUGGAAAUCAAGGCAUCCUGAAAGUACUCAGUGCUCUUGGCGACUCAAAGCAAAAAGGCGGGCAUGUUCCGUAUAGGGAAUCUUUGGUCACACGGUUACUACAGGAUUCACUGGGUGGAAACUGCAUCACACUGAUGUUAGUAACAGUGUCCUCUCGAGAUAAGGCAUACCAGGAGACACACACAGCUCUGCAGUAUGCACAGUAUACUAAAACUAUUCAAAAUCAUGUGAAGAUGAACUUGGAUGACACUCAAGACAUCAUUUCCGAACUGCGACACGAAAUCUCAAAACUACGGAAUAAAAUCACCAGUGCUUCUGAGCCAAACAGGGAUGAUGUUGCAAAGAUGGAGGAUCUGAUUAAAGACCUUCAGCUAGCAAAGAAACAGACAUGGGAAGAAAAAGAACGACUCUCAGGCCAGUACGAAGAAGAACGCAAAAUCAAUCUAGCAAAUAAGGGCGUUCUUGAGUGGGUGAUGGACAGCAUGAAGAAAGGAAGCAGAGAGUUGCAGGAAAAGAUUCUGCUGCUUCAGAAAGAGAGAGAUUUGAUCUCAGAACAAUACAAGGCAAAGCGUAAAGAUGUGGAUGAACUAAAGGAAGACCUGCAAAAAAAAAUUAUGGAUUACACUAAAUAUACAGAAAGUGGCAAGAAAUCAGAGUCAGAAACCAAGAAGCUGGUGACAGCAAUCCAUGAACUCAAAGAACGACUGAAACGUGAGACGGAAGCACUUAGAAAAAUUAAAGACAACCUUAGUUUGGUGCAGGCACGCCAGCAGCAAGAAAGAGAGCAUGCACGUGCACAGAUGACUGGCAUGAAAGGAAAUGCUGAACUUAGACAGAAAGUUGAACUUGAAGAACGGAAAAGAAUGGAGCAAGAACACAAGGCCAUGAUUGAUGAAGAAAUGGAGAAAAGCAAGCUGGAUGUGGAGAGUGAACUGGCUGAGAUUCAGAUGAGGGAAGCAGAUGGCUAUAAAUACAGUACAAAGGAAGGUGCUGAAUUAGAAAGGACUUUGGCUCAACUGCGAGCUGACAAACCUGUGAUUGCAAUGAAACUUCAGACCAUGCAAAAGGAGAAAGAAUAUGUGGAAGCAGAACUGGAAGAUGUCUACAGGAUGCACAAUGAGCAACUGGAGCUUCAGCAACUGCAGCAUUAUCAGACUUUCCGGCGCUAUCGAGAGAUGUUUGAGGAACAGAAGGCAGCUAUUGACCAACGCUACAGACAGCUGUUGGAGGACUGCAUUCAGGACUCAGUAUUCCUGUCUUCGAGAAACAGUGAACUAGCAACAGAAAAUCAGAGUCUUAAACAAUACAUUGCCGUGAUGAAAGAUGCCAUCACCAAGCUUGGGGGAAAAAUCCCAUCAGCCGUGGAUCUUAAUGGCUGAUUCAAGAUAGUAGAAGGUAUUUAAAGAAGGAUUAAGAAAGCAUUGAUGCCCAAAUGUUUCAAGAACUGCUCACCAGUGACUGAAUAUGUGGUUAAAUUUAAGGGACACACUUGUGGCUAUGUUUUCUCCAUUGGACUGUCUUGAUCAACAGAUCUAUAUAUACCCUUUUUCCACUUAUAAUUCUUCUAACAUUUUUUGGUGAUGUAUUAUUGUUCACUUUGUAGAAAAAUUGUACAGCUGUUGAUUUUUGCUUGGGCCAAUGAUUUUAUUCAUGUGGCUUGUAAGGAAGAUCUUGAACACUUGUAAUUAAUAAUGUAAUAAAUAACAAAUGUCACAGCAAGAUUUUAAUCAUGUAAUCAAAAAAAUUAUAUUUCAAAAGUGAAGCGUACGUCCGUAAUUUUUCCGUCCACUGACCCUUGAUGAAAAUAACUGUUUUUAUUAUUUUGCAAGAAUUCAUAAUAAACUGUGAUUGCUACCAUGCCGUCCACAUCUGUUUGUCUAUAAUUGUCUCUACACAUGCACAGCUUGUCCAUCUAAACAGGGGACGUAAAAAA